Spizellomyces punctatus DAOM BR117 is the source of this 1587-nucleotide messenger RNA. RefSeq lists its product as uncharacterized. Gene Ontology annotation, molecular function: manganese ion binding; metalloaminopeptidase activity. Gene Ontology annotation, cellular component: cytoplasm. Lineage: Eukaryota; Fungi; Chytridiomycota; Chytridiomycetes; Spizellomycetales; Spizellomycetaceae. The transcript is spliced from 6 exons. Gene Ontology annotation, biological process: proteolysis. Bases 34 to 1482 code for a protein of 482 amino acids. The record is from RefSeq and is a predicted model, not a curated record.
ACACGCGAGUCGCACUUGCCAAUUACCACGAUCAUGACGACCCUGCAUUACACGCCCACCAGUCCAGAAGUGGGUGUGUAUCUGUUCAUUGGCGAACGCGGACUACUCUCCUCGACCCUUCGUGGUUCAUUCUCUGUCCCGCAUGACAUUUUGGAAGUACUUCAAGAGGGGAAGAUCGACGUUGUGUCGACCUGGGAGAAAGCUCGCGACAAACGUGUUCAAUAUGUUGUAGCGCAUUUGGCCAAGGAGCGGAGCAGAAACAUGGGGUUCGUGAGAUCUGAUUUGGUUCACGAGAUUGUCGCGGCACAGACACCGAAAGAGGGCGAUGUAAAGAUUACUUUGGUACUUGAAUCUGGAGAGCAAGUAUUUCCUGCAGCGUGUGCGGUGGCCAGAGCCUUCCCUCUCUACUCCCGUAAAGCCAGCGUCGCCAAACUCAAGCCCCGGAAUGUUUAUGUGGAUUUCACAGUACCCGGUGGAGUGGAGGACGCAACAUAUAAACGAUUGAAUGUUGUCACCAAUGCCAUCCGCACAGCUGCGAGAUUGGUUGAUACCCCUUGCGGAGAUCUGAACGUUACCACUUAUGUAUCUGAGAUUCGUUCCCUGGUGUCUCCUUUCCCAUCCGUUACAACCACUGUCAUCAGUGGGGAGGAGCUGCAGCAAAAGGGACUGAACGGAGUUUACUCUGUCGGCAAAGCAGCCGUGAACCCUCCUGCUCUUGUCAUUCUUACGCAUACGCCAAAGACCGCUACAAUCGCAGCACGUCCAGUGUUUGUUGGUAAAGGCAUUGUAUACGAUACCGGCGGUUUGAGUCUCAAAUCUGGCCCGGGUAUGGUGGGGAUGAAGGAAGACAUGGCUGGCAGUGCAGCGUGUUUAGGGGCCUUUUUGACCGCGGUAGAACUCGGUCAUGAAGGUACUUUCAGCGUUGUGCUUUGUCUAGCAGAGAACGCAAUUGGGUCAAGAGCGCAGAGACCCGACGAUAUCAUUCCCAUGUUGUCUGGUAAAACGGUCGAGGUAAACAAUACCGACGCGGAGGGGCGGUUGGUCCUUGGAGAUGGGGUCGCAUACGCGACAAAGUAUCUUGAUCCAACUCACGUUGUCGAUAUUGCGACAUUGACUGGGGCUCAACUGAUCACGACGGGCAAGAAGCACGCGGGUGUCUUAUCCCGCAACGCCGAUUUCGAAAAGAUCGUUUUGGACGCUGGACAAAAAACCGGAGAUUGGUGUUUCCCGCUAUUGUAUGCGCCAGAGAUUCUAAAAAAGGAGUUUGAUAGUAAAAUUGCCGACAUGCGGAACAGUGUGGCGGAUCGGAUGAAUGCCCAAUCGUCUUGUGCUGGGCAUUUCAUUGAGGAGCAUCUUGCAGCGGAAUGGGACGGUCGUUGGGCGCAUGUCGAUAUGGCUGGGCCGGGUGCAAAAGAUCAACGUGCAACUGGAUUUGGUGUCGCCUUAUUGGUCGGUAUCUUGGACGAGAUCAAAAAGAACUAAACUUGUGUAUACAUGUCUGGACACUUUGGACGAGGAGGACAUGUGUGCUUCCUUGAUAAAGUAAAAACUGAAAUAUAUAUCUUUCUUGACUUUAUAUUGAAUCAA